This is a messenger RNA of Cornus florida, 1894 nucleotides long. RefSeq names its product cell division cycle 20.2, cofactor of APC complex-like. The coding region runs from base 101 to 1474 and encodes 457 amino acids. Gene Ontology annotation, biological process: positive regulation of ubiquitin protein ligase activity; positive regulation of anaphase-promoting complex-dependent catabolic process; anaphase-promoting complex-dependent catabolic process. Gene Ontology annotation, cellular component: anaphase-promoting complex. Gene Ontology annotation, molecular function: anaphase-promoting complex binding; ubiquitin ligase activator activity; protein binding. The transcript is spliced from 8 exons. The record is from RefSeq and is a predicted model, not a curated record. NCBI's taxonomy places the organism in Eukaryota, Viridiplantae, Streptophyta, Magnoliopsida, Cornales, Cornaceae.
UAUAUAUAUAUAUAUAUACCUUCUCUUCUCACGUGUAGUUCUUGCAUUUCAGACCCAACCAACAAAGGAGAUUCUCAAUUUCGUCUUCGCUGCAACACCGAUGGAACAGAACACCAUUUGGAAACUUCAAUCCUACUGGCACUCCCCGACUCGCUUGCUCAGCAGUCCCGUCCAGUACGAAUUUCCGGGAGAUCGGUUUAUACCGAAUAGGAGUUUGAUGGAUCUUGAUCAAGCCCACAGUUUAUUGAGUAGCAAAGCCAAAGAAUCCAGCCCUUCCAGGUUCAAUGAUGAAUAUCGACGAAAGGUGGAGGAGAAUCUGACCUUGGAUUCUGAAGGAAGACCAUUUAGGAUGCUGGUUUUCAGGGGAAGCCCCAAAUCAAGUAGAAAAUCAGUUCGUCUUAUUGAUGAGAUGCGGCGUAGUGACGAGGAAAAUUUAAAUUAUAGAAUUAACAAGCAGCAAUUUAGGCACUUCCCCAAGAAAGAGACUUGGAUCCUGGAUGCACCAAAUCUGAAGGAUGAUUACUAUUUGAAUAUCAUGGAUUGGGGGAAAACCAAUAUUAUUGCAGUUGCUUUGGGCACAGAUAUAUUUCUGUGGAAUGCUGAGAACAGACACAUUCACAAGUUGCCACAAGUAAACUGCGAGAACGAUUACCCUACUAGUGUAGCCUGGUCUGAGGAUGCCAAAAUGGUAGCAGUAGGACAUAUGUGCUCCAAAGUUCAGCUAUGGGAUGCUGAGACUUCCAAACUAGUUAGAAGCUUAGAAGGUCAUCAGAAAAGGGUAGGAAGCAUUGCAUGGAAUGACCAUCUCCUAACAUCAGGAAGCCUAGACAAAGCUAUUAUUAAUCAUGAUGUAAGAGUGGGAAACAGUCCGACUACCUAUGUCCAAUUACACACCCAAGAAGUCUGUGGUUUGAAAUGGUCAACCAGAGGCAACACAUUGGCAAGUGGUGGAAAUGACAAUCUCAUUUACAUAUGGGAAGCUUCCAAGAUGAGCUCAUCCCGUUUCUUGCACCGGUUCAAUGACCAUCGUGGGGCAGUCAAGGCUCUUGCAUGGUGCCCGUAUGACACUGAGGUACUUGCCUCUGGAGGAGGCACCAGGGAUGGGCGUAUUAAGAUAUGGAACAUACGAAAGGGUUUGUGUGUUAACAGCAUUGAUACCAAAGCGCAGAUUUGCGGACUUGAAUGGAACAUGCAUCAUAAGGAGAUUCUGAGUGGCCAUGGCUACAGUGCAGACGAGCAUAAAAACCAGUUAUGCUUGUGGAGGUACCCUUCCAUGUCUAAAGUAGGAGAGCUAAUGCGUCAUUCAUCCAGAGUCCUCCAACUUUCCCAGAGCCCAGAUGGAGUAACGGUAGUAUCAGCUGGGGCAGAUGAGACUCUUCGCUUCUGGGAGGUCUUUGGACCGCCACAGCCUGACAAUUCAAGGGUUUCAGAAUUGGAGAGCCUGCUGUCUUUGAAGACAUCUCCCAUUAGAUGAUGGAAAGCUAUCCGAGUUUCUUCAUCUUUUUUUGAUAGGUGGAGUUUCUUCGAUUUCUUGUAUCAAUUAUUGUACUAAAUUUUGAGAAUAGUCAUCUUCCCCGGCAACAUGUGCAAAGAUGUCAUAGAGGUGUCAAUUAGUAUACCAAUAUUGAUGUUCUGUCAUAGUAGUUUAGUGGGUAUUUCCUCAAGCGUCAAUCAAUAUAACACAAUAUUGAUGUCCUAAUAUAGUAAUCUAGUGGCAUUUCCUCAAGUCUCUCAAAUUGGAAGGUGAGGUUCAGGUUCCCAUGGAUGUGAGUUUUUUGCCAAGGAAAAAAAAAAGUUUAUGUCACACACAUGAUCACUAGGGCUUGAAUACAUGCACUCAAGCCAAUGCUUGAUGGUUCUGUGGCUCCAUCUUUUUGGAACAUAAUUCAUAGUU